GCUGUCACUAUUUUGCAAACAAAGUCACACUGGGUUGCAAAAAUUACAUCAACAAAUCUUACUGUAUCGAAAAUGUUUCCACUUAUCGCUCUGUGAACAGUGUGUAUUGGUGCCGUUCGUCGCUCGCAAAUGUUCCAACAUAUUUGGCCAGUGUUGAACAUUACCACGCGACGAUGUUUCCACUCAUCACGCGCCCUCAAAAGUGUCCCCCGGAAACGGUCCCUAGCGCGCAGCCUAGCCUACGGUCUCACCGGUAGCAUUGCCGGCACCGUCCUGUACGAUGGAUUGGCCAACGGGUUCGAAAACGUUGCCGGCGCUCAACGGUUCCUUCGCUCGUUCGCCAUCGGGCUGAGCAUAUCGGUGGAUUACGCCUGGAGCCUGAAGGGUUUGCAGGAAGGUGAUGGGGCGUACGAAGCACUGCUGCCCGAAAUUCAUCUCCGCUCGGCCAAGAAACUGCUCGCCGGAUGCCUCGAAAACGGUGGCCUUUACAUCAAAAUUGGCCAGGGGGUAGCCGCCGUUAAUCACAUCAUCCCGAAAGAGUACGUUGAGACGCUGCGUCAGCUGGAAGACCGUUGCCUGACCCGCCAGCCGGGCGAAGUGCGUGCCCUAUUCGUGCAAGACUUUGGCGCGCCACCGGAGGAGCUAUUCGCGAGCUUUCAGUACGAGCCGAUCGCAGCCGCCAGUCUGGCACAGGUGUUCCGUGCCGUUACCAGGUCGGGCGAACAGGUCGCGGUCAAGGUGCAGUAUGCCGAUUUGCGCCGACGGUUCGACGGCGAUUUGCGCACGAUACUGUUCCUGCAGCGGUUGGUCGCGCUCCUGCACAAGAACUACAAUUUCGGCUGGAUAGUUGAAGAUCUGCAGGGAACGCUGCGCGAGGAGCUUGAUUUUGUGCACGAAGCAAAAAACGCAGAGCGCUGCGCACGGGACCUAGCCCGGCUGGACUUUGUGUACGUGCCGAAAGUGCUCUGGAACCACACGAACGAACGCAUCCUGACGACGGAAUUUAUCGACGGCUGUAAAGUGAGCGAUCGCAAAGCGAUCGCUGCAAUGCAGCUCGAUCUAGCCGAGAUCGAUCGGCAGCUGUUUACCGCUUUCGGGCAGCAAAUCUUCUCCACCGGCUUUGUGCAUGCCGAUCCGCACCCGGGCAACGUGUUUGUGCGCAAAGAUCCGGCCAAUCCGAGGCGAAUGCAGCUCGUACUGCUCGAUCACGGUCUGUACGAGCAGCUGGCGCCGGGUGUGCGGGAAAAUCUUGCCCGCUUUUGGGAAGCGAUCGUGCUGCGUGAUCACGCUGCGAUGCAACGGUUCUCGCAAGCGCUGAACGUGCCGGACUAUCGUACCUUUGCGGAGAUACUGCUCCAGCGACCGUUGGAAUUGAAGGGGCGCGGGUUUUCCACCCGCCUCACCGAGCAGGACCUCGCGUACAUGACACGGCAGGCGAAGGACCACUUUGACCGCAUCAUGGGCACGCUAAGGGCUAUGCCGCGGAAUUUAAUUCUCGUCAUUCGCAAUCUAAACACGAUUCGCUCGAUCGCACUGGAUCAUGGCGAUCCGAUCGAUCGGCCCCGAAUCAUGGCCCGCUGUGCACUGGCCGCACUCGGGCCAGCCCGUCGCACUGUGCGCAACUUUCUGUGGGUCACCUUUCGCAAGCUGCGCUUCGAGUUUCUCCUGUGGCGACAAUCAUUCCAUUAUUGGAUGGUGAGCAAUUAUCUGAAGCUGCUGACGAGAGUGGGCCGCUCGCCGGACACUUCGCACCUGAUGAAUAUUAAUGUUGCAGUGUGAAAACAUACACUCUCGUGACGCUGGGCGAGUCAGUAAAUGUCGUAUCGUUAGAGAGUCAUCCGAUCCGGCAACUACUCCACCGAUCUGAUCGGUCGAUGGAUGGGUUUUCUAUUCGAUUCCGGUUCAAAGGUACAAAGUGAUCAGAUGGAAGGAGUUGAGUUGUUUUUUUUAUAGCUACAAAAAUGUAUAAAAAUUGACGAAAAUAUUACAAAUAAAGCGAACUUUAA
Messenger RNA from Anopheles merus, 2006 nucleotides. RefSeq lists its product as uncharacterized. NCBI's taxonomy places the organism in Eukaryota, Metazoa, Arthropoda, Insecta, Diptera, Culicidae. The coding region runs from base 130 to 1779 and encodes 549 amino acids. The record is from RefSeq and is a predicted model, not a curated record. The transcript has 3 exons.